ACUCGAAGCCCAACAAACACCCAAGGCAACCACCAAAAGUGACACCAAAACCUCCAUUGCAACUCCAACUGCUUGCUCGCUCCCGCUCUCCGAUCUCUCAUGUCGACGGCAGCGGCUAGUCGGCCCAGCGGCCCGGUCCUGUCGAUUCCCAACUACCGUUCGGCCUCACCUACCCGCGUCAAGCUCGCCGCCGGCAGCGCCGCCCGUUCGCCGGGCAAGUCCGUCAGCGUCUCGUCGCCGAAGUCGUCGUCGGCCGCCACGAAGAGCCGUCAGUCGUGCAUGUGCUCCCCGACAAACCACCCCGGCUCGUUCCGCUGCAGCAAGCACAAGGAGCGCAAGCAGGAUGUCCCGGCCGGCCACAGCAAGCCCGCGGCGCCGUCCCUCUUCAGCGGCGUCUCGAGCGGCGCCGUGGAGAGCGGGACGUGGGCACGGAGGGCGCUCGCGCAGUCCCCGCAGUCGCAGCACCGGAGGCGCGCCGCCGGCGGGUUCCGUCCCCGGCCCAGCCGCCUCUCUGCCGUCUCCUUUGCCGGUGAGCGCGCCGGGGAAACUCGCCAGUGAGCAAACCAACCAACACCGUCGACAUGCCGUAGCAAAGAUGCUAGUACAUACUGUGCAUAGCAAAGAAGAAAUUUCCCGAAUAAUUCACCGGGUUCUUCCGUCCGCUGUAAGUAAUUAGCCGGUGGAGACUGGAGUUUUAGAUUCAGUCGGUCAUUCCGUGUACAUAGACAGUAGCAGAGUUUGUAAUCCCCUCCGAUCCGAUGUGUUCUUUUGGAUAUAUACAUAGUGAGAAAUGGAGACAUGUUGAUACA
Messenger RNA from Lolium perenne, 809 nucleotides. RefSeq lists its product as uncharacterized. Lineage: Eukaryota; Viridiplantae; Streptophyta; Magnoliopsida; Poales; Poaceae. The record is from RefSeq and is a predicted model, not a curated record.